UGUAGAUUUUAUUUUGAAAGUUAAACCGGAUGCAGAUCCGUUGUUGCGCCUGACUUGUCUCUUCUCCGCUCUCCUCUCGCACUCUGCGGCUGCUGCUGGUCGCUGUCAUCAUGCAGGUGGAAUCUGCGCAGUGUGCUUCAGAAUAAAAAUCUUUGACAGGGACGCAACGACUCUGAGCUGCCAAUCAGCUGGACUCCUGACAUCCAUCCGCCGUGGAGGAAGAAGCAACAAGACAAGAGACAAACCGACACAUUGGAUUUUUUUUUUUUUUACCUCCUUGCACCUUUUACCUGCCUAAGUUAGAAACAGGUUUAAAUUUGGAUUAAGAUCUCGUUAAAUUAUUGCUCUGCGCGGGACAAUAAAACGGUGUUGUUACAAAGUGUUUUCCUCUCUUGGCGCAGUCCAGCACAGCUCAGCGGGAGUCGCAGAGGAUGUCGUCCAGUCCUAAAGGAAAUGAAAGUCCCAAACAGACCAGAAGGACGUAAUCUUUUGGGAAUAUCUUCUCUUUGCACGCGCCGGUGCGAUGGAUGAAGGCACCGCCAGCGACACCAUCCCAGAUCUGAAAGACAUAGAGACAAAAAUCGGCCGGAAGACUCCGGAGGGUUUGCUCAGGUGGAUGAGAGAAGAUGCGUCCUCUCUCCGGGGAGAAACCAAACUGGCCACCCCUCAGGACACCAGUAAGGACACUGGGAGGAAGAGUUUGGAUGAAAAGAUUAGGAAGCUCAGGAUGGAGAUGGCUUAUCUUCGCUCAGUGGAUGUCAAGAUUUUGCAACAGUUACUGGCAGUCCAUGAGGGCAUCGAGGCAGUGAAAUGGCUGAUGGAGGAGCGCAGCACACUAACCAGUCACUGCAGCAGCCUGACCAGCAGUCAGUACAGUUUGGGUGAGGGCCCCGACACGUCUUGGAGGGGUUCCUGGAGCAGCCUGCAGGACCCCACUAAUGACAAGCUAGACAACAUCUCUAUAGGCAGCUACCUGGACACUCUGGCUGAUGACAUGGAUGAGUACUGCCCCUCCAGCUCAGAGUCUGUCAUUUGCUCCACCACGCCACUGGUUUCAGAAGCUGCACCCGAGAGCGACACAACCGGAGCCCCGAGAGUGUGUGGAGCAGGAGCUGCUGUGGGAGCUAGGUCGAGUAAUGGAGAUGGGAAUCAGAUUCGAACUGGGACAAGUGACAAAGAAAUGUUAGGGGCACUUGGGGUUAGCAGUGCCGUCACUGGGCCUGGAGGCAGUGAAGCUGGAAUAUUAGGAGCUCCCGUCAAGUUUCCCCAAGUCAAGUCAAACAGGUCCAAGGAAAACUCUCCAGUCCGAACCAAGCCUGCAGAAAUGGAUAAGGGCAGCCCUGUUUUAAAAGACGAUGCCAAAACACAAAUGCUUAAGGUCAAUGGUGUUCUGGAAAAAACAGCAACACAGACAGGCAGCCCGACUCGCAAAGGCGUCCCUGACAAACUGGGAACCAGACAGAGCCCCAAAGCCAAACAGUACAAAAACGGGAAGAUUGACUUGGAUACAUGCAAAAUGAAUGGCAAAAUGCACCUGGAGUACGAUGCUCACUGGCGAUGGGUGCAGUCACAGGAAGAUGUGACAUUUUUGUAAAAAAGGACCAUCACAUUGAGGGUGAACAACCAUAUUAAAUGACAUUAACAUUCUUCCCUCUGCACUGACUUUUCUAGAAAACAUUGAUGUCACCAUUUUACAGGAUUUGGCCCAUUUUUUUUUUUUUUUUUUUUACAGAUGGGGAUGCCUCACUCAAAUAUAGGAAAAUUACUUUGAAAAUUCAGUACUAUAGUCUGUCUCAGGAUAUUUCUAGCAGGCCCUAAUUUUAAUUUGAGAUGUAUAUUUUUAAUUUUUCUGUAGAAAAAAAAGCACAGUGACAUGAUUUGCCAGAGAGCUGAAACAUUAUUGCAGAUUCUGUGAUAUGGCGGUGGUUUCUAAAUUCUUCCUCAAUAAUGUUAUUGAGACUCAAUUGCUGACCUUGAUAUUGUUUUUAACCAGAUUUAGGUUGCGAGUCAUGAAAAUCUCUCUUCAGAUUCUUCACAUGACCAUUUGCCGGGAUCCAAUCCCUUGAGACUGGACAUUUCAAAACAUAAACAUAGUUAAAUGUACUAGAUUUAAAAAAGAUAAAAAAUCCAACAUAAAUUGGCCCCUUUUCAUACAGUAGAUUUACACAAAAUUUGCUGUACAAACGUAUUUAUGCAUAACUGGCCUUGUCCAGUAAUUAUACACCACAUUAGUGCAUUUUACCAAAAUGUGCAGUGCAAGUGAUUGUUAUGAAAUUUGUGCGCAUGUUACUACCCAAAACAUUCCUCUAACGACCGUAACUUUUAAUGUUAAAAAAAAAUUUACCAAGGUUUGAAAAAGUUUAAAGAAAAUAAUAUACCACAAAUAGUUUUGUCAUUGUACAGUCUUGCUUCAGUGCAACUAUCUACAAUAAUGUAAAUUCACAAUACAGCUUCUCUGCGCAUCUGUUAUUAGUGAUGUCUGACUCUGUGAAAAUCCUGAAUAUAGCCUUUUUUCAGUUUUAUGCAAUGAAGAAGUUGUGCCUCUUUAGUGUGAAGUUUAACAGCAAAAUCCUGUAUUUUUCCUAAGAUGAUUGCACUGUCGUCAUGACAGCUUGAAUGCCUUGGUUCGUUUUGUUUCUUUAACCACGCCUUUGCCUCUGCUAGUGUGUCCAGAUAUACUGUAGCUAGACCAGGAGUCUGUGCUUUUGAGUGUCGAUUGGUGAAUGUGUUAUGCCGACCGCGUAGAUGUUGCAUGCCAGGUGCUGAAAGCUUUAGUAGUUGAUUUGUGGGGAUGAUGCGGAAGAUCGAACAAUCAAGAGAAGCAAUAUAUUUUUAAACUCUUAUUCAGCAAAAGAAAUCCAAUAACACAAUCUUUCUUGGAUGGCAAUGUUACUUAUGAGCCAGAAGGAAACCGAUGAGUCCCAAAGUUUUGAAAAAGCUUUUUGAUCAUCCAACACAUUGUUGCUAUUCCUCCAGUUAGUCAGCAGUUAAACAUCCUGAUGCUACAGGGUUGGUGGACAGAGCUGGACAUCUUUCAUUAUGUAAACAUAACAUUUAGUCUAAUCAGUAAAAAUAUUUUACCACACUGCCCACUUGGUAAUCAGUUAACCUAAAGUCCUUUUUUUAUUAAUAUACUGUUGGAGGAAGCUGGAGUACCUAGCGAGAACCCACACAUUCACUGGGGACAUGCAAAAAACCCCAGGAUGGGAUUUGAAACCAAUACCUUAUUGCUGGAAGGCUGAAAGCUCGUGAUAGUUUUUUUUAAUAAGAUAAAUGUAAAAUAAGACCACUCAAGACAAAGGAAAGCUCUGACUCCAGCGUUGUUACUCUUCUCCCCGAAAUAAGAGGAUGUUUUUCUCCCAACAACUGAAUCACUGGAAAACCCCAUGUUAUAUUAGUAAACCAUGCAAUGGCAGUCUCUCUGUUUUCUGUUUAUUGAGUAUCUGUUUCAGUACUUAUAGUUCCCACAACCUAUGUAGCCCUAAAAUCCAUAUUUUAAACAUCUGGUGGCAGGAAUGAAAGCUAAAAUAUUCACAUCUACAUCUAAAAUAUUCACAUACAGUCAACUGUUCUUUCCUACAUUUGGAAUUGUUCUUAUAUACUUCUGGGAGUUACUGGACUUAAUUCUGCGUCUCUGAAAUAUCACUAUUGAAAUUCUGAUGGACCAUUGAGCUGUCCAGGGUGUAUACCACCUUCAGCAACCUUUGCUUAAAAAGACUAGAACAAAGGUGUCAUCUAAAAAGUAUCAUCCAGCAACAACAUUCCAAAGUUGUCACUGUGAUAAGAAAAAGAAAAAAAAACAUUUGGCAAAUGUUUUAAAAAUGUUGUUGUAAAACUUAGUAACUUAUACUCUUUUCAUCUGAACCACUGGAGUGUUUUCUCUCCUCCUCACUUUCUGUGUGUCCCACUUUUCCCCCUACCCAUAGUAGUAGGAUGGAAAUGUUUAGUCUGUGCCAACAAACAUUAUGUACAAACAAUGGUCUCUCAUUGGAGACAGCUCCAUAAAGCCACUAGAGACAAGUAAGAAAAAGUGUGCUCAAACUUGACCCUGAACUCUUAAACAAAUAGGCCUGAAAGGACCCCACUUCCCCCUCUUUUCUCUUUAAAUACAAUACACACAACUACAACCCUGGUGAUGUUUUUAUUCACAUUACAAAGAUGAAGUCGUAUGAAACGUUAGUUCCUUUUAACAUAUGUGCUGGAAGAAAAGGAAUAAAAAGAAGGGUUGUCUGCGACUUCUUUGUGGUUUUGUUUCCAUAUGAGCUGAGGUUUGAGUUUAAAAAAAAAAAAAGCACAGUGAACCAAGCUGUAAAACUCAUUACAUCACUACAUAGUGUGUCUUUAAGUGGAUACACUGCAGCCCACGAUGGGUUUAAUGUGUUUUCUCUAGUCAGAUCCAGUUUAGAUUUGAAAAAUUGGCAUCAUUUUAGUUCAACUCAUGGCAGAGAUUUAAUGAGUUCAAAUGAUGCAAGGAGGAGCUACUUGUGCUCUGUUAUUUUAGGAGGGAAAAUGACUGCUGAGAGUUGUUUCUUCAGGCAAAUCUGAAAUAAAUCUGAGAUCUUAUUUCUUUUAGAAUAUAUUAUCGCUGUCUAAGUGUUGUGGAUUUUUUAAAUGCUCACUUUCAUGGAUCUGACCAGGCUCCAGGUACCAGCACCCUCAGGCUAUUCUGGGAACAAGAUAAAUAGCACGAUUACGUAGAUGAGUUGAUGUGCACAGAAACACGGUUGCCAUGACAAUGAGGCCGAGCAGACUGCCGCUCGAGUGUCUAUAUAAAAACACAGUGUACAGCAGAGGCAGGAGCAAUGGAGCAGUAUGCUUUGGAUACCAGAUUGCAUAAGAGAUUUACUGACUCAAAGUUGGAAUGAAGUUUUUAAUGUGCCAUUUUAAAGAUGACACCUAAAUCAAGAUAAAUUUAUUUUAAAAUAAGUUUUGAGAGGUCAGACAAUUCCAUUAAAAGAGACCCAACCACAUUCAGUUUAACACGCUUAAAGAUUAACACCAAAUAUCACUCAUAAGUGUCACUACACAAAUAGAUUGUGAAACUGGUGAAUGCUGCUCAUUUAAGCAUGAUAGCUUGAUCAUAUGCAUAUGAAUGUUAAGUAUUUUUAUUAUUCUUUGAAUUUCUUUUAACCUAAAAUCACUGGCAUUUCUACAACUGAGUGACUCAUGUUAAGUUGUAUUCAGUUUUUUAGCUCAGUGUAACCAUAUCCAUAUCCAUACCCAACAUUAAGAAAUAUGUAAAAGAUAAAAUAAAAAGUGAAACAAAAGACAGCUGAGAACACAGUCAAAAUUUGCCAGAGUCAUGUUGUUAAAUUAGGAAAGCUAAACCCAGGGGAAAAUGAA
Molecule: messenger RNA, 5343 nt
Organism: Poecilia latipinna (sailfin molly)
Lineage: Eukaryota; Metazoa; Chordata; Actinopteri; Cyprinodontiformes; Poeciliidae
Gene: lurap1
Product: leucine rich adaptor protein 1
Exons: 2
Coding region: 524-1594 (356 amino acids)
Biological process (GO): positive regulation of canonical NF-kappaB signal transduction; positive regulation of cytokine production
Source: RefSeq, a predicted model, not a curated record